GUGCUGUUUCCGUUGAACAGAUUCUGAAAUGUUUCUGUUGAAUGUUGCUCGUGUUAGACACGCUCAAGUGAGAUGAAAAUGACUCGUGCAGCACGAGCACACCGCUUCCAAACAGUAACGCAGCAAUUUUUGUGGAGCUCGCGCCGCCUCCUUGUGGCGACAAUAGUGAAGGACGCGUGCGGUUGCUAAGGGCGACUGACAACAGACAACGCCUGCAGCAGUUUUCACGGCAAACUGGAGAAACAAGCAGCGGCAGCAGUUAUCACUCUGCAUUAUUGUUUUGUUACUUUGCAGGCUUCGUCAAGCAGAGCGGGAAAAUGUCGAGCGUUCUUAAUACAGUUUUAGCUGAGAUAGGCUGGGAUGAGCACUUCGCUAUCCCCGAACCUAACGCUGAAAACAAGGCUUUGAUAGAGGAGAUUCGUAAAAAAGAGAGGGAGCUGGCGCAACUGGAAGACAAGCUGGAGAAGAACAAGGAGACUAAGCGGUAUAUGACUGAAACACUCAAAAAUGGUAAACAAGAACUGGAAAAUACUGAGGCUUUAUGCAAGGCCAAGGACAGAGAAGUAGAGUCAGUGAAACACCUCACAGCCCUUGCAGAGAGGGAGACAGGUCGCCUGGGACAGGAGACUGCCAAGAUGCAGAAUGAGCUUCAAUCUUUAGCAGAGAGGAGAAACAUGCUAGAGAACCACAUCUUCAAGACCAAACAGACACUUGAGGAGUUUAGGAACCAGAUGAACUGGGACCAGCAGACCAUGGAUGCCUUUUUGGAGGAGUCAGCGCGCAAAGAUGAGGACACAAUGGCCAUCAUCAAGUAUGCUCAGCAAGAUGAGCAGAGGAUCAAGUCACUCACUCUGACUAUAGAGAAGAAGACGCUGGAGGCCAAUGAAAAGCGCAAAGCAGUUGACAAGGAGUUGACAGAGACUUUAUCUGCACAGAUCGCUUUGGAUAAGACUACAGAGAAUUUGCAGCAGGCUCACCUGGAGACACGGCAGCUCAUCUACCAGUGGGAAAACACCAUCAAGCAGAUGAAGCAGCGUGACACUGAGAUGCAGCAGUGUGCACUGCAACUGGCCCAGGCCAACCAGAACAUCAGGGACAGGAAUACCACCAUUACAGAGAGGAAGCACUUGCUGGAUACUCAGAGGAACAACAACAAGGAAACUGAGAGGAAGAUAUCCAUAUCCAACCGACAGGCUGUAAAACUGCGGCAGGAUUUGAAGGAGCAGGAGAGUAACUGCCGCAGGCUGCAGGAUGAGCUGGAUAGCUGCAAGGGCACACUGGACAGAGCAACCUCUGAUGUGGACUCUGCAACGUCCAACAUAUCCAGAAUGAAGAAGGAUAUUCAGGAUAACAACAAGAAACUCAAGGAGGCCAGAGCGUACAAUGCUGCACUGGAGGAAAAGCUGAAAGUUGUGACUCAGACCGCCCUUAGUGAGGAGGAGAGAGCUGCUCAAAUGGACCAGCUCCUCAAGGACGAGGAGCAGGCAAUCAAGGAGCUGGAUUUUCAGCUGCAUGACUGCAGAGAGGAGCUGUUUCGUCAUAAAGAGCAUCUGCAGACCCUGAAGACAAAGGCAAAGGAUUCUGUUGUUGCCGUUUCGAGAAGCAAAUCCACCAUCAACAACCUGGAUAGCCAGCUCAGCAAACUGGAGCAGGACUUAUCAAGACAGAGGGAGACCAUUAAUGGGCAGGAUCGUCAGAUAUGCAGCCUGGAUAAGAAACUGUCACGGCUGCAAGGUAACAUUCACUCAGAUGAACAGCAAAUACUAGACUCAAAGAUUGCUGAGUUGACCAAAACUCUAGAAGAGAGGAAGAAGACAGCCACCAUGCUAACCACCACGCUGAAGGAGUCUGAGGAUGACAUUCGCUUCUUGAGGAAAGAGAUGGAAAAGUCCGAAGCUCAAAAGAGAGAUCUGACCGAGAAGGUGGAGGAGCUCAUGCUGCUCCGUAAUACCAACGAAAAGGAGCUGAAGAGACUCAGACUCAGGAAACAGGAGAACAUGGUGGAGCAUAACAUCAUGAAGAUGGAGGUCAGGCGUGUUAGAGAUCUGCUGUACAACAAGACGGACAGUGUGUUGUCUUUAGAGAAGAGGAGGCUAGAGCUGCAGAAAGCCAUAAAAGAGAGGGAGGAAGAGAUCAAGGUCUACAGAGAGAUGCUCAGCCAGCAGUUCAAGAUCAGUGAGCAGGACAAACAGAGACUCAGUACUGAACUGAAUGAGAAACUGUCCAAGGUUGACAUGAUGAAGAAACGCUUUGAGGUCGUGACACUUUCGAUGGCAGUUCCAGAAGGGGAGGAGGAGAAGUCGCAGGCUUACUACAUCACAAAGGCUGCACAAGAGAAGGAGGAACUCAAGCGGAAGGGAGACGGUCUCGAUGCGAGAAUACGAAAGGUAGAGCUGGAAAAUAGAGCUCUGGAGAACACCAUCCACUUGUUCGACAACAGUAACUCUGCAUUUCGUCAAUCCCUCAACAAAGCAAAUGAAUCCAGUCCAGAAUAUCAGGAAAAACUGAAACUAGAGGAGCAGCUGAGUGCGGCUGAAGAGACACUGAAGUAUAAGAAAAGACGGGUCCAAGAGCUCCAACAGGACUUACAGGACAUGAAUAAUACCUUGGAGAGUCUGCUGCAAGAGGAGCAGGUGGAGAAGGACAAGAUAGAGCACAAACAAUCACUCAUCAGUAAACUGAACAAAGAAAUCUCUUCCCAGCAAGAGAAAAUUGACAGAGCGACGAAACAGUGCUCUAAGCUGACCAAAGAGAUCCGCUCAGCGAAAAACACAAAGACUGAGACUUUUGAAGAGAAAGACAUUAAACUGAGGGAGCUGAAAGAAUUCAACAGGAGUAUUGACAAGAUGCUGAACGAGGCCAUGGAGGACAAGCCUGAUCUCAGAUCAGUGCUGGAGAAAUACUUUCUGCAGGCCAAUCUGUCUCUUCCGUCUCCUUCCUCUACUCCGUCGAGCCAGCGGAGCUCCAGAACGAGCUCUGCCCGCAGCUCUGCCUCUCUCAGGUCUCCCGCAUCCUCAACCAGCAGCAGCCCCAGGGCCUCAGCACUUCAUUCCCCAGUACUGAAGACUGUGGAACUGGGCUUGGAUCUGACCGCGACCUCCCCUCCUCUCACCACCUCCAGACGCUCCAGCACCGCAAGCAGCAGCAGUAGCACCAGCAGCAGGAAGUUAAAGAACCUCUAGCUGCACAGAGUAACAUUUUUUUUAAAGCUGUGUGUUAAUGUGUUAAUUUAAGUGUUAUUCAUAAGUUUGUGAUUGUGUAGUCAUCUAAAAAAAGAAAAGAAAAAAAGAUGUGUACCCACAGUGUGUAGACCGACUCUGAACCUGUUUUUCUUUUAAUAAAAAAAAAAAGAAACACAA
Messenger RNA from Lates calcarifer (barramundi perch), 3359 nucleotides. RefSeq names its product coiled-coil domain containing 39 (gene ccdc39). Lineage: Eukaryota; Metazoa; Chordata; Actinopteri; Centropomidae. Gene Ontology annotation, cellular component: axoneme. The record is from RefSeq and is a predicted model, not a curated record. Bases 318 to 3182 code for a protein of 954 amino acids. The transcript is spliced from 20 exons. Gene Ontology annotation, biological process: cilium-dependent cell motility; inner dynein arm assembly; cilium movement.